AUGGCGAAUCAAGUAAUCUCCGGCUUCAAAGAAACCGCUCAGUCUUUCGCCGGCGCUGCUCGUCCCUGGGGUGAAUUUCUAGAUCUAUCUGCUUUAAGCUUCCCUUCCUCCGUCGCCGACGCAACCACACGCCUGACGCAGAACCUCGCCCAUUUCCGAAUCAAUUACAGUAUCAUCCUCUACUUCCUCCUAGCUUUCGCUCUAAUCACACGCCCGAUCGCGAUUCUCGCGUUUAUCGCCGUCGGUCUCGCUUGGUACUUCCUCUACUUCGCUCGCGAAGAAUCACUCGUCAUCUUCGGUUUCUCCGUUAACGAAGUCGUCGUCACGGCGUUUCUCGCCGGUCUUACCAUCGCUUCGCUCGUCAUCACCGGAGUCUUUCUCAGAGCGCUUAUAACCGUCGGAUUCGGCGUCUUUCUCGUGAUCUUUCACGCUGCGAUUAGAGGAACAGACGAUCUCGUGACGGACGAUUUGGAAUCCCCGUACGGAGCAAUGCUCGCUAACGUCGCUGCCGGUGAAAAUGACGGCGGAUUAUGA
Microthlaspi erraticum is the source of this 534-nucleotide messenger RNA. Lineage: Eukaryota; Viridiplantae; Streptophyta; Magnoliopsida; Brassicales; Brassicaceae. The record is from the annotation of a GenBank genome assembly.